Bactrocera tryoni is the source of this 969-nucleotide messenger RNA. RefSeq lists its product as uncharacterized. The transcript has 4 exons. The record is from RefSeq and is a predicted model, not a curated record. Lineage: Eukaryota; Metazoa; Arthropoda; Insecta; Diptera; Tephritidae. Bases 1 to 969 code for a protein of 322 amino acids.
AUGCAAGGUGAAAAUGUACCAAGCAAAAAAAGGUCAUCAGUUCAGACUGGUAUUGAUCGCUAUAUUAAUGUAAAAAGGAAAUUGAGUCCAAUUAAAACAGCGGCCAAUACCAAAAAAUUUCAAGCAGGCACGUCAAACAGUAAAAAGCCAGAAAUUCUUAAUGGCAAAAGAUUUGCCUUAUUAAGCAAAGAGCCUAACGACGAAGCGAAGGGUACCACCACGGUCGUGAAUGCCAAACCCCCUCCAAUCUAUUUGCGUGAGCGUAGCUCAAAUGCGCUUGUUUCCAAAAUGAGCAAUAUAAUAGGCACAAACAAUUUUCACAUUGUGCCCUUGAAAACAGGUAACAUAGAUGAAACAAAAAUUCAAGCAUACUCUGAAAAAAGUUUCAUGGAUGUUGUAAAAUUCCUAUCAAAUAAUAACAAGAAUUACUACUCCUACCAACUGAAGAGCACAGAAGGCCUAGUUGUUGUCAUAAAAGAUAUAGAGUCUUCGGUAGACUCUAACGACGUUAAAGAAGAACUAGAAGAAUGUGGUUUUAGCAUUAAAUCAGUAAUAAAUAUUUUUCACAGGAACAAAGUGCCACAACCAAUAAUCACCGUUGAGGAACUACACAAGGGAAAUGGUCCAGUACAAUUCAACAAAUCACCCAUGACGACUUCACACGAUCUUUCUUCCAACAACUCACCGGAAAACUCACCUCAAAACAUCAGCAAUCAACAAGUCAGCAAUAAUUCAGCCUCCUCUUUCACUCCUGUUUCACAGUCUUUCACACACACACAACUAAACCUCGAAUCAACUCUCGCCAACAUUAUCACUCAAUCCAACUCCUAUCAAUAUAACGCAGGUUCACCUGCAUUCUCAACAGAGACAACUGAUACCUCCGCUAUCAAUCUCUGUCUCACGCAAAACAAUUUAGAUGACAAAGCCAACAACGAUGCUCUGAUCAUGUCAGUAGACGACAGUCACUAA